Molecule: messenger RNA, 5851 nt
Organism: Pongo pygmaeus (Bornean orangutan)
Lineage: Eukaryota; Metazoa; Chordata; Mammalia; Primates; Hominidae
Gene: TOM1L2
Product: target of myb1 like 2 membrane trafficking protein
Exons: 16
Coding region: 137-1747 (536 amino acids)
Biological process (GO): signal transduction
Cellular component (GO): membrane; endosome
Molecular function (GO): phosphatidylinositol binding; ubiquitin binding; clathrin binding
Source: RefSeq, a predicted model, not a curated record
GGCCAAGGGCCCGGCGCUCGGCGUUCCAGAGGGUGGGGAGGGGGCAAGUGUCAGUCAGGACGGGAGUCCGGCGGGUUACAGCGGAGACCUAAGUGGCAGACAGGGGGCCCAGGCCGCUGCGUGUUGUCCACCCAAGAUGGAGUUCCUCCUGGGGAACCCAUUCAGCACACCGGUGGGGCAGUGCCUCGAAAAGGCAACAGAUGGCUCCCUGCAAAGUGAGGACUGGACGUUGAAUAUGGAGAUCUGUGACAUCAUCAAUGAGACGGAGGAAGGGCCAAAGGAUGCCAUUCGAGCCCUGAAGAAGCGACUCAACGGGAACCGGAACUACAGAGAGGUGAUGCUGGCAUUAACAGUGCUGGAGACAUGUGUGAAGAACUGUGGCCACCGCUUCCACAUCCUUGUGGCCAACCGAGAUUUCAUCGACAGUGUUCUGGUCAAAAUUAUCUCUUCCAAGAACAGCCCUCCCACCAUUGUACAGGACAAAGUGCUUGCUCUGAUCCAGGCAUGGGCUGAUGCCUUUCGAAGCAGUCCUGAUCUCACCGGCGUUGUGCACAUAUAUGAGGAGCUGAAGAGGAAAGGGGUUGAAUUUCCCAUGGCAGACUUGGACGCUCUGUCUCCCAUACACACACCACAGCGGAGUGUCCCUGAAGUGGAUCCAGCCGCGACCAUGCCCAGGUCCCAAUCACAGCAGAGGACAAGUGCUGGUUCCUAUUCCUCGCCGCCUCCUGCUCCCUACUCCGCACCGCAGGCCCCAGCUCUGAGUGUGACUGGCCCCAUCACAGCCAAUUCAGAACAGAUUGCCAGGCUGCGGAGUGAACUGGACGUCGUUCGAGGAAACACAAAAGUCAUGUCUGAGAUGUUAACAGAAAUGGUCCCUGGACAGGAGGAUUCAUCUGAUCUGGAGUUGCUGCAGGAGCUCAACAGGACCUGCCGGGCCAUGCAGCAGCGCAUCGUGGAGCUCAUCUCCCGCGUGUCCAACGAGGAGGUCACCGAGGAGCUGCUGCAUGUGAAUGAUGACCUCAACAACGUCUUCCUUCGAUACGAGAGGUUCGAACGAUACAGGUCUGGCCGAUCGGUUCAAAAUGCCAGUAAUGGAGUACUGAAUGAAGUGACCGAAGACAACUUAAUAGACCUGGGGCCAGGGUCUCCAGCCGUGGUGAGCCCGAUGGUGGGGAACACAGCGCCCCCAUCUUCCCUCUCCUCCCAGCUUGCAGGCUUAGACUUGGGGACAGAGAGCGUCAGUGGCACCCUCAGUUCACUCCAGCAAUGUAAUCCCCGUGACGGCUUUGACAUGUUUGCCCAGACGAGAGGAAACUCCUUGGCUGAGCAGCGCAAGACGGUAACCUAUGAGGAUCCUCAGGCUGUCGGAGGACUUGCUUCUGCCCUAGACCAUCGAAAACAGAGCUCAGAAGGGACUUUUCUGUCCUCGGCCCAGAAGAGAGGUAGAGGUGGGGAGUCUGACCUGGAGCCCAUAGACAGCUGGCUCAUAACCCAAGGAAUGAUCCCCGUUGCGCAGCCCUCUGUCAUGGACGACAUUGAGGUGUGGCUCAGGACCGACCUGAAGGGCGAUGAUCUGGAGGAGGGUGUCACAAGUGAAGAGUUUGAUAAAUUCCUUGAAGAAAGAGCCAAAGCUGCUGAAAUGGUUCCCGACCUCCCCUCGCCCCCCAUGGAGGCUCCUGCCCCAGCCUCAAACCCUUCCGGCCGGAAGAAGCCAGAGCGGUCAGAGGAUGCGCUCUUCGCCCUGUGAGCAGCUCUGUGGUUUGCCUCCCCAGAUGGCGGGUCCCCGCUCGCACCCCGUGGACACCAGGCACUGGCCACUCCUACAUCCCCAGCUCCACAUGGCCUGCACACCUGUGUCUCCAUGGAAAUGCCGUGUCUGCUCCCAGGCCUCCCACUAGUCAGGACCAGCUUCAGCCACUUCUUUUCUCUGAGUGGUGGGACAGUUGCAGCCAGAGACUCUCUCCCCUCCCACCAUGGGCCCCUCUGCCCAUGUUUCCUCCCAGGAAGAGCGGGCAGAGUGGCCCAGCCCCAGGCAGUGCUUCCUGAGCAGACCACCCGGACUGUCUUUCCUCCACCCGCCCACGGAGAAGGAGCAGGCCCGGCCCCGCCCUGUGCUCACCUCUGCCUGGCUCAGCGACCUUCUCAGGCAUUCUGCCCUCCUGGGCCCCUCUCUCCCUGAAGGGGCUUUGUGGCACCUCUGGAAGAACAGGGUGUGCUGCACCCAUGAGCCUGGUCUCACUCCUUGGACUUGUCACCUUGUGACGUUUGGCUUAUCAGCAUUUGAGAAGGCUCUGCUGGGUGUCCACGGGGGGUCUCUCACCUCCUUGACCCUCUCUCCAUCACUCAGCUGCCAGCCCAGGCUUCACACCCAAGCUGGCUCAGCAGCCGAGCCUGGCACCAAGGGGCCCUGCAGGCUCCCAGGGCAGGGAGAGGGCCAAGGACAAUUGGGAGGGCAGCAGGCAGCCCACAGAUGGUGGCCAUGUGGCACGCUGCUGAGACGACACUACCAAUAAACCAAACUGCCACGCACACGCUGCAGGCUCACACCCACGCACCUGGUCCUGGCUUGUGGAGGGACUUGCACUGGAGGCAUUGCUCUGGCUUGCCUGGGGAAGUGUCACAGAUGUGCACAUGGGCCACACUCAGUGCUGUGGCCUGGCCUACCGUAGCCUCACACAUCUGCCUCAAGAGCCAGCAGCAAACAGCUUUGCGGCAUCCUUGGAGGUUCCCAGUGACUGAGAGGACUGGGCAGCACUAAGGCCCCUGCUCUGCUCCCUGGCAUAGGCCUUGGCCUCCUUGCACAGACUCUCCUGACAGUCUGGCCUCCUCCCACCUCAGAGGUCCUCUGGCUACCAAUUUAUACUCUCUCCCCAAGCUGAUCCUGAAGGCAGACAGAGCAGCUAGGGGCUGGUAACAUGUAUUCCCAUCCCGUGUCCUCACUGGUGUGUCUCCUGGCCAUGGGCAAGGGACUCAUGGGUCAUCCCAGGCCCUGGUCCAGCCAGACACCUGCCCCACACCUCUCACCAGGCUGCUGUUGCUCAGAAGGAGAAUACUGCAGUUGUGCGCAUCCCCGUGUGUCUUGGGCCCAGCUCGCUGGGUCAGUCUGCUCCUGUCCCCUCCAGCAUGCACUGCCUAGGUCAGCACAGGUUCCUGAUCCAUGGUGUAGUUAGCCCUUCCCACCUGGCAGGAUGGCCCAGACCACCAGCCGAGCAGGGAAAGGGCUGGGCUUGACGGGAGAAGAGACCAGCGACAUGGUCGUUGGGGAGCAUUCAGGGUGGCGGCUUCAGCUGGGGGUCAUGCUGAGCAUCAACAGGAACUAUUCGUGAAGACCAAGUGCUGCCUGACCCAGGACCCUGUGCCAGGCUAGCAGCCCUCCAGCUUCUUCCUCCAGAGAGGAAACCUCUGUCUGGCUGAGGGCGGGACUAGCUGGGAUGUCACACUCCAGUUCCUCAGGUUCACCCAGGAAGCUCCUCUGUGGAGCCUGGCCAGCCUGAUUCUAGCCCUGUCCUCUCUGGCAGCACGUGCCACACCUGCCUGGCCCCUCUGCUCCCUGACGCUUGAUGAGCCCCUGCCUCUCUCCUCAAUGUUUCUCAAAGACAGACCCCCCCUGAGGCCAGCUUGAAUGUGAAGACUUCUGAAGUCAGCUGGCUUCACUGGAGCUGCAGAAAAGGUAGCUGGGAUGGCCCAGGUGCACCCAGAGGCCCCAGCCCUUUGGCUGCCUUUGGGUUGUGACUUGGGUUGUCUCUGAGGCCCUGCCAGAGCUGGGCCUGCGGGUGGUGGGCAGCCAGACCUCGGGCAGUCAGUGCUCCACAGCCUCAGCACUGCAGCCCAGACCCAGUGUCCUCAGAGGGAAGAGCCAGCCUCCCUGCCUCAUGGAACCGGGAGUCCCAAAAAGUCAGGAGCCUGGAGGCUCUGAAAGCAGGGAUUCCGUAGUGUGUGAAGCUGAGAUAGGCACCCUGCUGGGGAGCCCUCAGCAAAACUGUUUUUCAUAUCCACGCCCAGAACUGCCCUACCCCAGCGCCAGCUGGUUGCCAGGCAUCAUUGGAGAGGCCUGGCUGCCCCAGGGGCAGCAGGGAGUGGUGGACCUCUAUGGGCUGGCAGGAGGCCAUUGGCCAUGCUGACAAGUGUCACCUGCCUUCCUGGCCUAGAGCCACCCCUCGGGUGGCCUGCUUGCACCUCCUAUCCGGAGGUAGCCUGCCCCACCUGUAGGCAGAGGGGGCUCUUGCUUGAGGCCUGCACAGGAAGCAAGUACAGCCCCGGUGCCCCAGAGUGGGUUCUGCUUAGCCCCGGCGAGAUGUCCUGUCCUGAGGUCUCUGCUCCCAGACCCCACCAUCUGGGGAGCACAGUCCUUAGGCUGCUUGAUCCAGGAAGGGGGCGCGGCCCUGUCAGGAAACCUGGACUCUCAAGGCCCACCAGCCUCUCCAUGAGUGUUAGAAAUCACAGAUACAGUAUAUACUUAAUUACACUAAAUUAUUGUUGGGAUUCCUUAUAAGCACUAAUUAUACCUGAUUAUAGGUUAAAAUAUUUAUUUUGUCAAAAUAUUUUCUUGGGAAUGUGUUUAACCCUUUCUGCGUUCAUUGUUGCUGAGAUGUGAAAACUAACCAUUCCCUCCCGCCUACCUUUUUGGCCAGUGGGCGGCAGAGAAUGGCGCUAUGUGCAGUUGGGCCCCCGGCACCAUGGGCCUUUGGCCUGCCUGCCGCAGAGUAGCCCUGCCUGGGCAGUCUCCAGGCACUAAGCAGGCCAACUGUGGCCAGGCUGAGAAUGACUGUCUCGCUUACCAGCAUGCAUGGGACAAGGAGCUUUGGAGUCUCAAGGGGUUCUGGCCUGGGCUAGAGGGAAAGGUGACCAUCCGUCUGUCCUCCUGUCUUUCUGUUAGCGCCUCCACGUGAGUGAUGGUGCCUUGGUUCACUAGCCUUCCCCCACCACCCCACCAUGCCACCUGGUGGUCUUGGGGCCUGUGCUGUCACUCCAGCCCCUGGGGAGGAGAGGACCCAGCUUGGAGAGUUGGGGCAAGGGCUCCACAUGGCCCAGGGGCAACAGAUGCUCGCAGGGCAGCUGCUGCCGAUGCUCAUGCUCCUGCCUCCCUUCUUCCCACUGCCACACCCCACCCUCGGCCCCCGCAGACACACAUCUCUAACUCAGUCGGGCCCAGCCUUCUGGAUGGCUUGGGGUAGGCCAUGGGCCCACCUGGGGCCAGGCCAGCCCCUGGGGCAGCUCUGGAAGAGCAGUGUGGAGGAGUGUUUGCUUGCAGCCUGGCCUCAGCCUCUGGCACUGCUGGGGUGGUCCCCGGGAGCCUCUGCACUGUCAGCUGUGGGGACGUCUCACCCACUUGGGUUACAGCCAGUCUUCCCCACCCAGAGAGAAGUGUUUCCACCCCAGAGACAUUGCCUGUCAGCCCCUGAAGUGCUCGCCUCCCCCAGUGUCCGUCACCAGCCCUUCCUAUCUGUGGGGUCCAAGUCAGGCUUCCCCUGCAGCCACCAGCCGUAGGGAGCAGCCAUCAGCCCCUGAGUCAGAACUGCUUCUGUCUGUCCAUACCUCCAGGCUCUCCCGGAGAGGGGGAUGGAUAUUUAUUUCCUAAAGUUUGCACUUAAUUGUGAGGAUUCUCAGGAUUGUUGGGGGCUACUGAAAAGAGGAAUGUGUUGAAUGUUGUGUUUGCUGUCCACUUGUCCUAGAAGUUUAGUGUUUUUGUCACUGUCGUGUGUUUCUGUGGGCAGAGCUGGUUCUGGAGGGUGGGUCAGUGCACCCGAGGCUCAGAGCAUCCAUCCACCCCACUGGCCUCCUUCCAGAUACCCUCUCUCUAGUUGGGUUCUUGCAUGUAAAAUACUCCACAAUAAAUAAAUAAUUGAACAAA